This is a messenger RNA of Ostreobium quekettii, 1206 nucleotides long. The record is from the annotation of a GenBank genome assembly. Lineage: Eukaryota; Viridiplantae; Chlorophyta; Ulvophyceae; Bryopsidales; Ostreobiaceae.
AUGGGAGUCGUCCAUGGCGUGGCCGUCCUGUUUCUGGCUUGCGCCCUGGUGCCAGCGCGGGCGCAGUUCGCUCUUGGGCCCGAAUCGGACCUCGGCCCCGUGACGACGUUCCCGACGCCCACGACAACGCCGCCGGUCGGUCGACCCGUCGGGCCGCCUGUGGCGUCUGGCUGGUCGGAAGGAUACAUGAACCCCUUCGGCAAGGCGGCGGAUCCUUUUGUGGAGGUUGGGGGCUGCGCUUACGACGAGCUGGACUCCAGGGAAUACCCGUUCUACAACGUCAUGCUUGUGGCAGAGGGCAGCGCGUUUGUUGCCGGGAAGACACUCGACGGCUGCGGGUCGUGCUACGAGAUUCAGUGUGCAGACACGGCGGAGAGGUGCAAGGAUGGACCCCUAUCAACUUCCAUCAUUGCCAUGGUUGGAGGCAACUGCGAUGAAGGCUGCGACGACACUGAUUUCAAUCUCCAUACGGGCGCCUUCUCUCAGCUGGCUGCUGCCAGGGGAGGUGGCAUACAAGUUCGCAUAAGAGAGGCUCCCUGUACCCCAGAUGGAAACGUUGUGGUGAACAUUGAAGAGUAUCGCGCUUCCGACGGCGGCUACGUAAAAUUCGCCGUUAGGAAUAUUCCCGGCGAUGGUGGGCUGACAUCCGUGGAAAUAAAGGGAUCAAAUGAGGUGGGGGGAUGGUUCGAGGCGGACAACACUUUCGGUGCGGCUUGGGAGGCCAGUGUGCUGCCAGACCCGCCGCUGGACUUACGGCUCACAAACACUGAGGGAGAGCAGCUGGUUCUCAAGGCAAUCAUCAGCGUGCCGGGCUUCGUUGGCGACGUGCUGUCAGAUGAACAGUUCGCUGGCUCGUUUGCACCGAAAGCAGCCAAGCCAUCCAAUCAGCCGGCGCCAAUCCCCAUUCCAGGAUCCGGGCCACCGCCCUCCCUGGUGCCCUCCCCGGUGCCUUCCCCGCUGCCCUCUCUAGUGCCUUCACCGGUGCCCUCUCUGGUGCCUUCCCCAACCCCCCUUCCCGCACCCCCCUCACCCUCUCCACCCUCACUGAAGCCACCUGCUGUGGGAGUUGUGUCAACGCCAACUCCAGGCGGUGGUUCCACAUCCCCUUCCACAGGUAGUCCUCCAAGACGAUCUACAACCUCGCCCUCGCCGAUUCUACCCACACCGGGAUCUGCGGCAUCAAAGCUGCUUGAUGGCCAACCCUAG